AUGACCUCCGUCGGGUCCGGGAGCCACGGCUCCGGUGGGCCAUGCAGUGAUGCUCUGGAUGCUCAGCUUCAGAAGAAGUGCGAGGAGAAGUACAGGGACAUCAAGAAAAUGUGUGUUUUGGCUGUGUCUUACGAGCUGAAGAACAGGGGAGUGAAGCGGGUGGGAAGGACCGAUGAUCACAAAGCCAACGAGGCGCUGAAAGCCAAGCCAGAUUCCAAGACGGCUCCGAGGGCUGUGAAGCAGCCUAAGGCAAAGGCCAAAGGCGGGGCUAAAAAGACCGCCAAGUGA
This is a messenger RNA of Symbiodinium necroappetens, 288 nucleotides long. The record is from the annotation of a GenBank genome assembly. NCBI's taxonomy places the organism in Eukaryota, Dinophyceae, Suessiales, Symbiodiniaceae.